Branchiostoma belcheri (Belcher's lancelet) is the source of this 2532-nucleotide messenger RNA. RefSeq names its product membrane frizzled-related protein-like. The record is from RefSeq and is a predicted model, not a curated record. Gene Ontology annotation, molecular function: protein binding. Lineage: Eukaryota; Metazoa; Chordata; Leptocardii; Amphioxiformes; Branchiostomatidae. The coding region runs from base 717 to 2513 and encodes 598 amino acids. The transcript has 13 exons.
CCAGGUGUAAGUAACACCAUUUCCCGAGCUGUAUUGUUCUGGAGUAAAGCUCCCACCAGAGUUUUCUGUUAUAGCCCGGUCAUAAGUAGGUCGUCCCACGAUUUUUAUGUCAUAGAAUUUUUAAGCCAAAAGUCUUAAAACAUAGGUGUGCUCAAUGGUACACUUACUCGUAACUCGAUUACUAUUUCCUAAUUGCCUGGGAAGUGUGCCCUUUUACUGUUUAUAUUGUUCAACGACAGCAUUACAUAUUUACAAAUUAGCCAGCGAUUCUGUAUGGGCGCUACAAUGAGUCCUGAUUGGCAAAAAGCCAUUUUUCAAAAGCAAGUGAUGAAAUAUUUGAGUUUACGGUAAUUACCUGCUCACCUUAUUCGGGAUACAGUUUCAACAUUAAAUCCGUUGUGUAAGAGUUCACACGUCAUAGGGAUUACGGUUUCCAAAUGCCAUUACAGCAGGCAAAGUCAAACACGUCUGUGUAAGAAAGGGCGUCCUUUUAACAUAUUUUGUUGACUGUAAACCACGAAGUGCGGAAUGCAAACUGAAGACAAAGAGUUAACCUAAACUUUACCACAAGUUUGAUGUGAGUUCGCGUUGCCAUGACAACUUAAUUUCCGCACCGUCUAGUAAAAAGCCACCGUGUGAAAGUUUACUUUUUCCAGUCUGUAAGCUUUAGAUUGUCUGGGAGUUGGACCAGGUGCGAGGUCUGGUCAGAAGGAGAGAUGCACGGCCUCAAGACGACGUUUCCGUGGUCAACGGCAGAAUGUCACUCCAUCCUUCUCUUCAUCGCAUCUGUGGCUUGUAUCUUGGAGCUUACAGGAUGCUUUGAUAUCAAUGCUGAAUUAGCACCUUGUGACGCUGACCGUCGACCUGUCGUCACCGAAGCGCAGAGUGGCGUGGUGUCCAGUCCUUUCUACCCUGACGUGUACCAAGAAGACGUCACAUGCACUUGGCGGAUUGUAGCGCCACCUGGACACCAUCUUGUCUUGACAUUCGACCCUAAUUUCAACAUCGAGACUUUGCCAAACCAGGAGGGCUGUAACUUCGACGUGUUGAGGAUCUACAAUGGACCAGACACGAGCUCGCCGUUGGUUGGAGAGUUCUGUGGUGAGCAGGCCCCCAACCCUAUCCAGGUCGAGGGAAACGAAGUCCUGCUCGAGUUAGUCUCUGACCCCAACACCGCAUACGAGGGGUUCCGCGUGAGCUGGAGCUCGUCCUGUCAGCCUGGCAUGAUGACGUGUGAUACUCACACAUGCGUGGCGUCAGAGGACCAGUGCGAUAUGGAUCAGCAUUGUCUGGACUGGGAAGACGAACUCAACUGCAACUAUGAUGUUGAGUGUGAGGAGAUCCUCUCUGACGUGGAGCAAGGGAACCUCACCAGCAUGAACUACCCGCAGUUCUACCCACCAGGCGUCAGCUGCACGUGGAUCAUAUCAGCACCUGCAGGCCAGCGUCUGGCAGCCGUCUUCACCGGCAUCUUUAACGUCAGCUGCGACAACCCAGUUUCGGUUCUCUCCUAUCGGAUGCCUAACAAUGGGACAGGCGACCAACCAGUUAUCGACGUGGCGGACCUAGCAGCAGGUGUGUUGGAGACUCUUGGCGAGCCCUGUGGGAAAUCCGCGCCCACGGAGGUCUUCAAGGCGACGGCAGAGGCUCUGGCCAUCACGUUCAAUCCCAGCGCCGAGGAAGCGCCGAGGGCGGGCUUCGCCUUGGAGUAUUUCCACUGCCCGAUGGAAGCCUUCAUCUGCAGCGACGGGACGUGCCUGACCAUGGACAUGACGUGUGACGGAACGCGGGACUGUCCUGACGGGGAGGACGAAGGAGCAGCCAUGAUGUGUCCGACUACAGAAGCUCCCGAGAGAACGACAACGCUCCCCAACGAUGAAACAACAAUGGCUAUGGGAGGUAGCGUUACGGCAACCGCCUCGCCGGGCAACGAGCUGACCCUGGAUCCUGGGCUAACCACCGCUCAGGAUCCAACAGGACCGGCGGGCACCAACGGAAGGACCAGGUCACCGGACAACUCCACUGUCACGGCCGCGUGGUACCACACCAUAGCAACAGCCUACCCGCCAAGGGACACAGACCCCGGUACGUUGCCCGUGCGCCGCUGCUACUCCUGCUACGGGAAGGAGAACUGUGAGAACCCUUGGGCCGAUCCCGACAUCACCGUCCCCGUGACAGAGUGUCUGGACGACGAGGACUGCUGGGUUGAACGUAUCGUCGGUCCGAGUAGGUUGGGAAACGCACGCCCAGACGGAGAAGUCCUCUACCGGCGGAGCUGUGGUUCCAAGUGCCCCGCGUUCUGGCACGACGAGGCCUGUAAAGACGGGUGGCUACAGGUAUGCAGUGUAUGCUGUGAAAGAGACCUCUGUAACCGACAGCAGCUAACAGGCGAGGGGAAGCCGUUCUUCAACAGAGACGUUUUGUCUGGAGGUGUGGCAGGACUGUCAGGGCACCGCUGGCCCAGUAUCAGUCUCGUCUGCUUGGCCUUGGCGAUUUUCAUGGUUUCUUCCUAAACAUUAACGUUUGAUGGAA